Messenger RNA from Batrachochytrium dendrobatidis JAM81, 3444 nucleotides. Its product is annotated as DNA-directed RNA polymerase I core subunit RPA135. The record is from RefSeq and is a predicted model, not a curated record. Gene Ontology annotation, biological process: DNA-templated transcription. The transcript has 7 exons. Lineage: Eukaryota; Fungi; Chytridiomycota; Chytridiomycetes; Rhizophydiales. Gene Ontology annotation, cellular component: nucleus; RNA polymerase I complex. The coding region runs from base 1 to 3444 and encodes 1147 amino acids. Gene Ontology annotation, molecular function: DNA binding; ribonucleoside binding.
AUGUCAAAUCCAUCAACAUUUAAAACUCUUGAGCGCCAGCGACAUGCCAUUACUCCAUCAAAAACCACUACUCAGUUUCCCAAAUUGGCCAAACUGACGGACCCACAUAUUUUGUCUUUCAAUGAUCUAUUUCCUUCUGGAUCCGCUACUGGCCUUUUGGAGAAAGGUGUGAGGGAUAUUGGCGCCGUCGUUGUCUUUGAUGGCCAAAACGAUACACCUCUCUCUGGUCGCAACAAGCUUGAAUUAUGGGGGGCAAGGGGUGCGAUUACUACUCUUUUGUAUCCAUCUGAAUGCCGCGAGCGAGGUAUAUCUUACAAAUCAAAAAUGCAGAUUCGUAUAAAUUGGCGAGUUAACGGUGGUCCUAUCCAGUCCGAGAUUUGUGGUCUUGGAAGUCUUCCAAUCAUGGUUCGCAGUUUAAAAUGCAAUCUAGAUGGAAAGUCUCCAAGCGAAAUGGUGGCCCAUCAUGAAGAUGCCGAUGAUUUUGGUGGCUAUUUUGUGAUCAAUGGUAUUGAGCGGUUGAUUCGUUUGCUGAUUGUUCCUCGUCGUAACCAUCCAACAGCUAUUAUUCGUCCGUCGUUCCAGAAACGUGGUCCUACCUAUUCCAAGUUUGGUAUCAUUAUGCGUUGUGUGCUUCCUGACCAAAGCGCUCAAACCAUCACAAUGCAUUAUUGCACUGAUGGUGAAGUGACUCUACGUUUUUUCCACAAAAAAAUCGAAUACAUGGUUCCCGUUGUGCUUGUUAUGCGUGCUCUAUGCAAUACUAGCGACUUUGAGAUAUUUGAGCGUAUUAUUAUGGGUGUUUACACCAACACCUUUUUAAUUGAUCGUGUCGAGCUGCUUUUGCGAUCGUUUCGCCGAUACGCUAUAUAUAACUCUACACAGGCUCUUGCCUACAUUGGAAGCAAAUUUGCCGUUAUGCUCGAUUCCCCCGAAGAUCAGCUUGAAGUAGAUGCUGGCUUGGAAUUCUUGAGACGCAUGAUUUUAGUUCAUCUCACUGAUGCCAAAUCAAAGUUUGAUUUGCUCAUAUACAUGCUACAAAAACUCUAUUCUUUAGUUUCUGGCGAUACCGCACCAGACAAUCCCGAUUCUCUUCAAUUUCAAGAAACAUUGCUUGCCGGUCACAUGUUUUCUGCACUUAUUAAAGAAAAGCUGGCUGAUUGGCUUCUUGCUAUAAAAACAACUAUUAACAUGGACAUCAAAAAGCAAAUUUCCAAGUUGGACUUUUCGGACAAGAAAUAUAUUCAAAAGCUUUUUUCCAAAACAUCUGGCAUGUCAGAUAUUGGCAAAAAAAUCGAGUAUUUUUUGGCUACUGGAAAUCUUAUUAGCAGCUCUAAUCUCGAUCUUCAACAAGUGUCUGGAUAUACUAUCAUUGCAGAAAAACUCAAUUUCUAUCGUUAUAUUUCCCAUUUCAGAUCCAUACAUCGUGGUGCUUUUUUUGCAGAACUAAAAACAACUACUGUUCGUAAGCUUUUGCCCGAGUCAUGGGGAUUCUUGUGUCCUGUCCACACACCUGAUGGAUCUCCCUGUGGCUUGCUGAAUCAUUUGAGUCAUACCUGCGAAAUCUUUUUGGAUAAAAUAGAUGUGUCGCAUAUUCCAAGUAUCGUGGCUGCUGCCGAGUUUGACAGUCGUGAAAACAUAGUCAUGACCAUUCAGCUGGACGGAAAAGUGAUUGGUUGGGGCCGUACAUCCGUUGUUCGUAAUAUUGCUCAAACUUUACGAGACUGGAAAAUUCGUGGUAUAAAUAAUGUGCCCUUGAAGCUUGAGAUUGGCUAUGUACCACCUACAAAAGGCGGACAAUAUCCUGGUUUAUUUUUGUUUUCAUCGCCUGCACGUAUGAUUCGGCCUGUCAAGUAUUUGGCUACUGGCGAUACUGAUUUCAUUGGCCCCUUUGAGCAAGUGUAUAUGGAUAUUGCCUGUAUGAAGGAGGAUGUUGUUCCUGGUAUCACUACUCAUCAAGAAUUCAACCCAACAGAUAUGCUCAGUGUGGUUGCCAAUCUAACUCCAUUUUCUGAUUUUAAUCAGUCACCGCGUAACAUGUACCAAUGCCAAAUGGGUAAACAAUCGAUGGGAACCCCAUCACAGUCUCUGCAUCAUCGUACAGAUAACAAGCUAUAUCGUCUUCAAACUGGUCAAAGUCCAAUUGUGCGUCCUAAUCUUCACAACGAUUAUGGAUUGGAUGGUUACCCUAAUGGUAUGAAUGCGGUUGUGUGUGUUAUUUCAUAUACGGGCUACGAUAUGGAGGAUGCUUCGAUUAUUGCCAAAUCAUCACACGAGCGUGGCUAUGGAUAUGGCACAGUGUACAAGGGUGAAUGGGUUGAUCUUUCAGAUUUUCACCGUCAAGGAGAUAUAGUGACGCACUAUUUUGGAUUUGUAGCCUGGAAUGAGAGCGAGCCAAAUCUUUCGGAAAAGGCACUUGCUCGUGCUUUGCAGUUUAUUGAUUUAGACGGAUUGCCGAUUAUCGGUGUUCGAUUGACUCGGGGUGAUCCUAUGUACGCAUUUGUGGAUGAUGUUACUGGUAAAGUGACAGUUAAAGAGUACAAGGGAAUGGAGGAUGCAUAUGUCGAUCAAGUUCGACUGAUUGGUGAUGAUUCUGGAAAGAAACCACUUCAAAAAAUUCAUAUCCGUCUUCGCAUUCCUCGCCCACCCCUCAUUGGCGACAAAUUUUCUUCUCGUCAUGGGCAAAAGGGUGUGAUUUCUCAAAAAUGGCCGUCGAUUGAUAUGCCUUUUUCAGAGAGCGGUAUUAUCCCUGAUGUGAUUAUCAAUCCCCAUGCUUUCCCCUCGCGUAUGACGAUUGGUAUGUUUAUCGAAUCCCUUGCUGGUAAAGCGGGUGCACUUCAUGGGUAUGCUCAAGAUGCAACGCCAUUCAAGUUUAACGAAGAUCAUGCUGCAGGUGACUUUUUCGGUGAAGAGCUUCGUCAAGCAGGAUUCAACUAUCACGGUAACGAACCCAUGUACUCUGGUAUCACUGGACAAGAGUUCAAGGCGGAUAUCUACAUUGGAGUUGUGUAUUAUCAGCGUCUACGUCAUAUGGUGUCUGAUAAGUACCAGGUGCGAACAACAGGUCCAGUGCAUAAUUUAACCCAGCAGCCGGUCAAAGGUCGUAAACGUGCUGGUGGUAUUCGUUUUGGUGAGAUGGAGCGCGACUCACUUCUUGCACACGGUGUUUCGUAUCUUCUUAAAGACAGACUGAUGAAUUGCUCCGAUUAUUCACAGUGCCAUGUAUGUAGUAUUUGUGGAAGUAUUCUUGGGCCCAUACAGCGUCGUGCUGAUCGCAGUGAUGGUCCUGAAAGAUUUGAACCUAUUGGAAGAACUGUUGAGUGUCUGACUUGUAACACCAACAAGGGCAUCGAGGUUAUUGCUAUUCCAUACGUUUUCCGUUAUUUAUGCACGGAGCUUGUUGCCAUGAAUAUUCGUCUACGAUUAGAUAUUCAGCAUCAGAAUUAA